ACGUAAAAUACAGGGGAUGAAGAACUACGGUACUACUCCGAAGACUUCUUCUCCGGCGCCGGCGGUAUCCAAUCAACGAUGGAAUGAACUCGUCGAUCGGCGACCGUGGAAGGAAAUAUUCGAUUACAAUUCAAUCGAUUUUCCUCGUAACCUCAAUGAUGCAAUCGAAAGGAUCAAAACGAAUAUCGCCUAUUUCCGUAAGAAUUACGCCGUUAUAGUGUUUAUGGUUGUCUUUCUGAGUCUUCUAUCACAUCCAUUUACUGUGAUUGUGUUUAUGAUCUUGGUUGCGGCCUGGAAUGUCCUAUAUUUCGUCCGAGAAGAACCGCUGGUCGUUUUAAAUCGAACAAUUGAGGAUUGGUGUGUACUUUUAUUUCUUGGAACCCUAACUAUUCUGAUGUUAUUUCUAAGUGAUGCGACGGUGAACAUAUUGAUUUCUCUCGCGAUUGGAUUGAUGCUUGUUUUGAUUCACGCCGCUAUAAUGAAUAAUGAAAAUUUGACUGUGGAUCAAGAGGUCGCCGGAUCUGCUCCUUUCUUGGCUAGAACGCCGCCGCCUGGUUCCUCAACCUAAGCAUUUGUAAUUUUUGUUAUUGUAUGUUUAAGUCAUAUUGUUAUACCAUUAUGUAUCUUCUUGAGUGUGAAUUAUACAGUUAUCAUGAUUUCUCCAAUCAUAAUUGGUACCAUUAUGUGAUCA
This is a messenger RNA of Impatiens glandulifera, 691 nucleotides long. RefSeq names its product PRA1 family protein F2-like. Gene Ontology annotation, cellular component: endoplasmic reticulum; Golgi apparatus. Gene Ontology annotation, biological process: vesicle-mediated transport. The transcript has a single exon. Bases 17 to 568 code for a protein of 183 amino acids. The record is from RefSeq and is a predicted model, not a curated record. NCBI's taxonomy places the organism in Eukaryota, Viridiplantae, Streptophyta, Magnoliopsida, Ericales, Balsaminaceae.